Messenger RNA from Rhipicephalus microplus (southern cattle tick), 2375 nucleotides. Its product is annotated as NAD kinase. Gene Ontology annotation, molecular function: NAD+ kinase activity. Lineage: Eukaryota; Metazoa; Arthropoda; Arachnida; Ixodida; Ixodidae. Gene Ontology annotation, biological process: NADP+ biosynthetic process; NAD+ metabolic process. The record is from RefSeq and is a predicted model, not a curated record.
CGGGAGUUGGGCGAUGGUGAGGUGGUGAGCACAGCAGAACGCCUCGUGCUUUCUGUUGUGGUGUGGCCGAUUGAGAAGAAGGAGAAGGAACGUGUUUAUCUAGUCGAGAAGGGAGGAGAGAAAAAGUCCCGGCGAUAUGUGGAUGUGUGGACGACGCAGGCUUGCGGCGUGUUGUCUUCGUUGUGGCGGCAGCCGCCGGAACUAGCCGCACCAACGUCGAUCAGCGAAAGCGACGACGCCGACCACAGUCAUACCGCUGUCGUCCAGCUCACGUCCGCUGAACGACCCUGCUUUCUGCGCUGUCACGUAAGGGUGCCAGUGUGCGACGGUUUCAAAGUGCCGCCGCUUGUCGAUCCGACAGGACAACGUCAGCGUUCACGUUCGCCGCUGCGUCAAAGUGAGUUCUCGUGUGUGUGACAGGUCUCGAGUGACGGGGAUACCAAAAAGCCUAUAGCCAAGCCGCACUACGUGAAGGGAUUGGUAUCAAAGAGAAAAUUGCUGAGCACGCCUGGGUGAAGUCAGCAGAAGCCGUGUACUAGGGGUUCCAGUUGUGUUGCUUGAGCAGUGCUGUACAAAGACCGUCAAUCCAGAAAGUUGCUGAUCCGAGUGACUCUGGCUGAACCCGCUUCAAAUCGCAACAGGAGACCUUUCGAGCGUAGCGUAAUAUAAGUGCUGAUACCAGCAUCGCUUCUUGUAACCGACGUACUGCGCUUACAGGCUCAGCAGAGGAGUCGGAAGGCAAGCCACUUUGCUUUCACGUUUCACAACUGCUGUUGCGUGUUGGACGUUGAUAGCAGCAAACUCGCCCCAAAAGGCGCACCGGAACUUACAAAAUCUCGACGGAGCCUGAUCCUACAAGACUCGCCGCUGUUACGAUGACCACUCUACAAGACACCGUCGUGCCGGAGACGGACGAGCCUUGCAAGGCCGAACUGCCCGUGGUGCACGAGGUGAACAACGUCGCCGAGAUGCACGGUGGUGUUGGGGGCGUCCGCGCCGACAAGUUUCCGACGUCUGGUGUCGGAGGCAAGCCGUCUCCGACGACGUUCGCCAACAUGCCGUCCGAAGACCCACGAGACAAGAAGUGUCGCGUGGCUCAACUCAAGUCCAGGAUCGCCGUGUUCAGGAGGACCCGGUCUCUGAAUGCCCCAAGUCCCGUGUACCAGUUCGGACCAUGUGGUCGCAUCCUCAAGAACUCAGCCAUGGUCAUGACCAUACAGGACCCCGCGGGCCAGCGGCUGACGUGGCACAAACCACCGCUGUCUGUGCUCGUCAUCAAGAAGACCAUGGACGCCAACGUCGUCAAGCCCUUCAACGAGCUCGUCCAGUGGCUCAUCUGGGUCAAGAACAUGGUUGUUUUCGUUGAGGACGCCAUCUUGGAAGACCCCUUCUUGAAGAACAACAAGGCUUUCCUCGACCUCAAGGACAAGCUCUGCACCUUCACAGAAGGUAGAGAUGAGCUCACAGACCGCAUCGACUUCAUCAUCUGUCUCGGUGGAGACGGCACGCUGCUCUACGCGUCCUCGCUGUUUCAGCAAAGUGUGCCACCCGUGAUGGCCUUCCACAUGGGCUCUCUGGGCUUCCUCACACCGUUUGACUUUGACAACUUCCAGGACAAGGUCAACAACGUGCUCGAAGGGCACGCGGCGCUCACCCUACGGAGCAGACUAAAAUGUAGCAUAUACCGCAGCGAGAGCGAUUCCAACGACAAUAAUCUUAACUGCAACUCAUCGUGCCUAGUUCUCAACGAGGUUGUCGUCGACAGAGGUCCUUCGCCCUACCUGUCCAACAUUGACCUCUACCUGGACGGCAAACUGAUAACCACUGUCCAGGGAGACGGUCUGAUUGUGUCCACUCCCACGGGUUCCACGGCGUACGCGGUGGCGGCGGGUGCAUCGAUGAUCCACCCCAGCGUGCCUGCCAUCAUGGUGACGCCCAUCUGCCCGCACUCCCUCUCGUUCCGCUCCAUCGUCGUGCCGGCCGGCGUGGAGCUCAAGAUAAUGGUUUCGCCCGAGGCCCGCAGUUCUGUGUGGGCCUCUUUCGACGGUCGCCUUCGUCAGGAGCUCCAACAUGGAGAAAGCCUCAAGGUGACCACGUCAAUUUACCCGGUGCCUUCGAUCUGCGACCAAGACCAGAUAUCCGACUGGUUCGACAGCCUCGCCGAGUGCCUGCACUGGAACAUGCGCAAGAAGCAGCGCCAGCUAACGGAAAGCUCCGACAUCGACAAGACGCCCGCGGAGCCCAAAUAAUCGACGACCCGUUUCUGUUGACGAUCACUGCGCGCUCCUUGUCUCUAUCUCGUUUUUAUUUUAUUUUAAGCGUUUCUUGUUGUCUUGUAGCGACCCUGUAUACAAAUGAAGAUUUAAUCGCGAUUG